UUGUUACGUAUGACAUUUGUCGUAUAUAUUUUUCCCCAUUGUGAGUAAACUACUCGAUGACUUAUAGACAUUUGGAAAAUCAGCAGAAAAAAAAGAAGUGCAACUACACUUGAUAGCUUGUGUUAAGCACUAAUUCACUGCAUAGCGAAUAAAAUCAUUCCAACAGGAUAGUUGUACAUUCUGUAUUUAUUACAAUUUAGUUUUCGCUUCAAAUUUAGAUAUAAAUAACAGGAUAGUUUAAUGGACGCCAUCGUUGGAGAAUCAUAUGUGUCAAGAACUCAUAGCGAUCGAAAUAAUACGGCUUCAGAUGAAGGCGGUUCGAGUGAUAAGAAUACUCGCAAAAACACUAAAUCAACUAGCAGACGUCAACCAGAAACAACAUAUGGCGGAAUGGAUGAAAGGCAGCCAAACAUUGUUAAUGAUAACGAAGAGGUAGUUAUACGUAGUGGGCGGCCCAGCGGAAGUAGUGGCGAUCGUCAUCCGGGUGGUCCAAGUCAUGCAGAACCAGGCGAUGAGGAAGAAGAAGGCCUUAAAUACGGCGCUCAACAUGUGAUCAAACUUUUUGCACCGGUUUCAUUGUGUAUGCUGGUCGUUGUUGCAACCAUCAACUCCGUGAAUUUUUACUCCACAAAAGAUGUGUAUCUAAUCUACACACCGUUCCAUGAACUGUCGUCAGACACUGGUAUGAAGAUUUGGGAUGCGCUCGCCAACUCACUGAUCCUAAUGACAUUCAUCGUUCUUAUGACCAUUCUGCUGAUAUUUUUAUACAAGAAACGAUGCUACAAAAUUAUUCACGGAUGGCUCAUGCUCUCAUCCUUUUUGCUGCUAUUCAUUUUUAGCUACCUGUAUCUAGAAGAACUCUUGAGAGCCUACAAUAUUCCAAUGGAUUACAUUACGGCACUGAUGAUCAUGUGGAACUUUGGAGUUUGUGGAAUGAUGUCGAUCCAUUGGCAAGGCCCAUUGCGACUGCAACAGGCUUAUUUGAUAUUCGUAGCCGCACUGAUGGCAUUGGUAUUCAUUAAAUAUCUACCCGAAGUAACGACAUGGGUUGUUUUGGCUGUGAUUUCUAUCUGGGAUUUGAUUGCUGUUCUGUCGCCGAAGGGUCCAUUGCGUGUGCUUGUUGAAACAGCACAAGAACGUAACGAGCAAAUCUUUCCAGCAUUGAUUUAUUCUUCUACUGUUGCUUAUUCGAUUAUGACCACGACUGAAUCGACGGAUGCGGAAACUGGUGAGAGAAAUGUCAGUAGACGGCGUCAAGCUGAGCCAACAGCAUCACCAACGGCAUCACCAACGGCAGAAGGUACGGAUUUUCAAAUGGUCACGUUUAAAGAGAAUGGAACGAUUAAAGCUGGGUUCUCUGAAGAGUGGUCUUCGACAAAUGAAGAACGGUCACGACAACGUCAAGUGGAGGUACAAGCUAACAUUGCUAGCAAUCCAAAUCGGCCAACUGAAUACCGCACAGUGACAGCACCACAACAGCCGCCACCUCAACAAGAAAUGGAAGCUGAAGAACGCGGUAUCAAACUUGGAUUGGGUGAUUUCAUUUUCUAUUCGGUUCUUGUUGGCAAAGCAUCGAGCUAUGGUGACUGGAACACAACCAUUGCAUGCUUCGUUGCAAUUUUGAUUGGUUUAUGUUUGACAUUAUUAUUGCUGGCCAUUUGCCGGAAGGCGUUACCCGCUUUGCCCAUAUCAAUAUUUUUCGGAUUAUUAUUCUGUUUCGCCACAAGUGCAUUGGUCAAACCGUUUGCUGAUCAUCUGUCCGCCCAGCAAGCGUUUAUUUAACGUCAAUUUUAAUACGAUUCUGAGCGAUGAACCUGUCUUUUUUUAAACAUUUAAAUUUAAGCGAGUUAUCAAUAAUAAAUUAAUUUAGGCUAUUUACAUUUCAAAAUAAAACAACAACAAAUAUGCUCUGAAUUUUUUCCCCGUCAUUAAAAAAAAAAAAAUUACUAAAUUUUAAAGCGACAACAGAAAUGACCGAAUUGAAAAACGGCUCAAAUCGGUUUAUCUCACACUGUAAACAUUAUUAAUCGUUUUUUUAUUUACAAAAAAAAAAAAUUAGGUGCGCCAGUCGGUCGCCACAAAUGUAACUAAUUUCGGUAUGACGUCCAAGUCCAAUGUUUUCCAAAUGGACGCAUGACUGAUUUUAUUUAAAAUUCGAAAAAAACAUUCAAAAUUUAAUUUUAUUUCCGCAUUAAUCAAACAGAAGAAUAUUUAAAUUGUAUUUUCAAAGGAAAAUAAAUAAUAUCGACAGCA
Molecule: messenger RNA, 2253 nt
Organism: Sitodiplosis mosellana (orange wheat blossom midge)
Lineage: Eukaryota; Metazoa; Arthropoda; Insecta; Diptera; Cecidomyiidae
Gene: Psn
Product: presenilin homolog
Exons: 9
Coding region: 241-1782 (513 amino acids)
Biological process (GO): protein processing; negative regulation of apoptotic process; membrane protein ectodomain proteolysis
Cellular component (GO): apical plasma membrane; growth cone; Z disc
Molecular function (GO): aspartic endopeptidase activity, intramembrane cleaving
Source: RefSeq, a predicted model, not a curated record